AUGUCUGGCGCACAGGGGGGAGAAGGCGCCGGGCCCAUAGGGGAGGGCGCACCGAGCGCAAACGGGGACCGGGAUUCUGUGGACGAUGUGAUCGAGAGGUUGCUUUCUGUGCGAGAAAACGACCACACAUUACUCGAAAACGAGAGGGAACACCGCCACAUCCGCCAGGCAGCAGCCAUGCAGCUCGGCAAGCUUGUAGCCUGGUGCCGAAAGGCCAUGUAG
This is a messenger RNA of Ectocarpus siliculosus, 222 nucleotides long. Lineage: Eukaryota; Phaeophyceae; Ectocarpales; Ectocarpaceae. The record is from the annotation of a GenBank genome assembly.